Phycodurus eques (leafy seadragon) is the source of this 6648-nucleotide messenger RNA. It is a transcript of the gene slc2a4rg, whose product is annotated as SLC2A4 regulator. Gene Ontology annotation, molecular function: RNA polymerase II cis-regulatory region sequence-specific DNA binding; DNA-binding transcription factor activity. The record is from RefSeq and is a predicted model, not a curated record. Lineage: Eukaryota; Metazoa; Chordata; Actinopteri; Syngnathiformes; Syngnathidae. Gene Ontology annotation, biological process: regulation of transcription by RNA polymerase II. The transcript has 8 exons. The coding region runs from base 198 to 1619 and encodes 473 amino acids. Gene Ontology annotation, cellular component: nucleus.
GACCGGGCGGCUUUUGAAUAUCCCGGCGAGCCUGGCGGUGGCGAAACGCUCCAUGUAGAGUAGACGUAGAAGGACGAGGCAAAUAAUGUCUAUCCAGUCGCGACAAUCCCGAUAAAUGUAUCUCACUCGAGAAUUUUGCACUAAGAUCUACAGAAAGCGGGUUUGACUUCUUUAGUUUCCCCUCGCUCGGCCUUAAAAUGGAUUCUAGAUGUGUUUUGGACAAGCCGGCGGCGGGGACGCCGGUCGCCGGUGGGGACUUCGGCUGCCGGGCGACCCGCUCGGUGCUCCGCGACGGCCGGCUGGAGAAAAGCGGCUCGCGGCCGGGGGCGUCCACCAACGGGACCGUCCUCUUCAAAUGUGUGCUCGACGGGCAGGAUAACGCCUCUCCCGAAGGGAACGGACGAAUAUUGCACGACGGGGGAAAAACUGGCCUCGGCGAACACAGAGACACUGGUUGCACUGCAAGCCUGAAGAGGACCAGUCCUACGCACUGCCCAGGCACUAAUGGGCAAACGCCAUUCAUGCACUUGGACAUCAGGAAUCAAGAGAGGCUGGCGGAGAUGGCCAUCAGCUUCAGGCCAGCACAAGGACAGAAUGUACCACAGACGGAGAGACAACCUCUCCCUUCCUCUCAUAUCCCUGUCCCCAGAAACAGGAAGCCCUCAGGUCACGCUGAUAAGGAGGUGAUGGCCGCUGCCGUCCUGACAUCGCUGUCCACGUCCCCGCUGGUGUUGUGCCCGUCCUCCACGACAACAGCUGCAGUUCCAGAGCCAGCAAUUAGGGCUUGGAAGGAGGCGUUGUCAGCCAGCUACAGCAGCUCCACCAGCGGCAACUGGAGCUGGGAUGCCAGUGACCAAUCGGUGCCCUCCACGCCAUCCCCACCUCUGUCCAACGACGCCAACAAGAACUUCCUGCUCUCGUCCCAGGGAGACGACGUCAGCGAGGACGUCGCAGAGAGCACGCAUUUCAUGUUUGAGGACCCCAUACCUCGGAAACGAAAGAACUCCAUGAAGGUGAUGUUCAAGUGCUUGUGGAAGAACUGUGAAAAAGUCCUCAGCACUUCCUCAGGAAUUCAGCGACACAUCCGCACCGUCCACCUGGGGCGUAAUAGUGAUUCAGACUACAGUGAUGGAGAGGAGGACUUCUACUACUCGGAGAUCGAGGUCAACAUGGACAGCCUGACGGAGGGCUUGUCCAGCCUCACGCCCACCUCGCCCACCACGGCCGGCCCCCCGCCCAUCUUCCCGCCGCCGCUCGCUGACGUCCCUCACUCGGAGCACAUCAACAUGAAUGGGGCGCUGAGCCACGCCCCGACACUGCUCAGCCAAUCUGCACCCUCCACGCUCUGCCACAUCCGCACUGACCAUGCCUACCAGGGGCCCGGUGUGACUCAGGUGCGCACAGUGAGCAUCGGGGAAAAGCGGCAGCCGGCAUCCAACACAAAUGGCACCGUUAACAAAAACCACGCUUUAAUAAUGCCUGCGCCUAAAUCAGCGCCAGGAAACAGGAAACCCCGUGGGGAGGCCAAGAAGUGCCGAAAGGUGUACGGCAUGGAGAAGAAGGAGAUGUGGUGCACGGCCUGUCGCUGGAAGAAGGCCUGCCAGAGAUUCACCGACUAAGACCCCCUUUCUCUUUUUUACUCCCCCCUUCGCCGGCAAGACGCUGGAGCAGGCUUCUUGUUCUCAGUGCUGCCUCCUGCAGAGCAGCGGGAGGUUUGACUUUGCUCUUUACUCUUUCCAAACAGAAAAAAAAGAGAGAAAAAUGUACUUUCUGCUGCUUUUUUUCUUAAGACUGAAACUUUUUCACUCGCUCACUGUCGACAAAUAAUGGGGUGGGGGACAGAAACGUCACAUGAAUUCGGAACCUGGAGAUUAUAUUUUUGAUUUUUCACUUUUUUUCCACUCAAUAUGUAAAACUAAAAAUAUUUUGGUAUAGUCAGUUGGUGAUGAUAGCAGGAUCGCUAGCAUAAGCUAUUGUUGACUGGUUCAAAAGACCUCCGUAGCACAUUACUGUCACUGUUAAAAUGACAGCAAAGCCACCGUUAAGUUGCAGCCACGUCCUUUCAUGGUUGUUUCCUGCAGCCUUACUGGGCACUGAUGCGACGCGACCCGAUGCGCAUCUUCCGCCUGCCUAUUCAGUCUUUCAUUACCGCCAGCUAGACAUUUGUCUUCACAUUUUGCAGCGAUGCACAAAACCGUCAUGCAACGUGGUACAAAAAAAAGUCCCCCCCCCCCCCCCCCCCUUUUGACUUUCCAAAAAUGCGCUUGAGAGAUGUACACAGUAUAUGAUAUAUAUACCGUACUCCCCUCCUCCUCUUUAACCUAGGGAUAUGCACCUUGAAGAAAUGAGUCGACUUUUACGAGUAUCACUGUAAGCCUGAGAGAGUGGAUAUGUUUCCUAUUGAGAGUUUAUUUUCAGCAUGGACGUGCUGAAGCAACUAGCAGUUGCACUGUGCAAUCGGCAGGAUUACAACUCGUUGAAUAUUUUGUCUUUCUUGCUUUCAUGUUGUCAUUGUUGUAAAAGUGAGUUGAGGCAGAAAAGCUCUGUUGUUCAUUUGUUUUUGUUUUUUUCAUUUGACAGCUGAUGUUCUGAGAUUCUCAGAAAAUAUUUUUUCGUCACCAUAAAUUAUACAUAUAUGUCCUUUGGAAUGCCCCCAUGCCCUCCACAACCCCAUCUGACUGACGUACAGUGGAUAUAAAAAGUCUACACACCCCUGUUCAAAUGCCAGGUUUUUGUGAUAUUAUAAAAUGAGACCAAAAGCAGUCAUUUCAAGUUUUUUUCCUCACCAGUAUUCAGAAGUAUAACCUGUACAACUCAAUUGAAAAUAAAAGUUAAAAUAAACAACAGCAAUAUUGAAGGAGCUACAGGAAUUUCUGGCAAGUACUGGCUGUUUAGUGUGACAACACUCUCCUUGUUCAUAUGUCUGGGCAAUGGACUUAGAAAGGAAAAAAAAACACUCUUGAAGUCUACCAAAUGCAUGUGGGAAGAUGUUUUCUGGUUAGAUGAAACCAUGUUGAACCUUUUGGCUAUAAUCCCAAAAGGUAUGUUUGGGGCAAACAUAACACCAAAUCCAAAUAACUGUCAACUACAAAACCUUCAGGCUUCUGCUCGAAAGCAAAAAAAAAAAAGAAAAGCCUCCCAGAACAUCUUAACUUCAUUUCGGAUCAAUCAUAUGCACUUUGAAUGGUGGUGGGUGUGUGCCGAUGCUCCCAUUUAACAGUAUUUUGAAGGUGAUUGGUUAAUUGCGAACACAGCAACAUCCCUAGUUACAAGAGGGCAACCAAUUUAUCUCAGUUUUUGUUUUAUUUUUCUACCCCCCCCCCCCCUUGAAAAGAUUAAUCUUGGUCUCAUUUUUAUACAUCACAAAAACCUGGCAUUAUGCGUACACUUUUAUUUCCAUUGAAUGGAGUAAGCCCACGAUCAUUUCCUGUUGGUAAGGCAGGCCUUUAAUGCAGAGAGACGUAAGCAUUGGCAGACCUGACUUCACUGGAACAUUUCUUGUUUUGAAUCCUUCAAAGGAUCUUUCUGCUCGGUUGUGACAUUUGAGCAGUCCGAACAAAAAGGUUCUGAUGCAAUUCUGCGAAGCUUUUACUUGUUUGAUAAUAUGCCUUAAGUAGUCCUCAGCUUCUUCCACAUUAAACGUAGCUGUUGAUUUUUUUAAUUACUCAGUAAAGACAUAAUUGCAUAAUUGAAUCACUAAUCUAUUUUAAAUUUCUCUUUGAGGUCCAAAAUGCACGAGAGAGCUGAGGAGAGGACAACAGCUAAUGAUAAUCAAGACAUUUCUCUUCGAGCAUCCGGCUGCUUUGUGAUUGGCUAAAUAAAGCUGAAUGUCUCCCACCGGUGACAAAGUAGACUAAAGCAUUGGUAAUAAUUAUUGUAGUUUGUUUUUUUUUUUUGUGUAAAGAUAAUUUUUUUUUUUGCUAUUUCUUGUAUAAUUCCUCCAUCCAAAAGACCCAAGAAGCUCUCUGCGUAUAUCUCCUCUUUAGCAAGUCGUAUAGUCCUUCUUUUACUUGACUAAAUUGUAUUUUGGAUUGUGUUUCUUUUUUAAUUUAGAAACUGGCAUAGUGACAGAGGAUCUGUAUUUCCACGCGUUUCUUUCAACGCAGCUUUGACGGCGUGUCUUCUCUCCGUCGUCAUGGAAACGCUUAACAAACACACAGGACACCGUCCUCUUGCUAUCAGAGCAGGUGCACUGUGACCUUUGUCCUCUGUUGCCAUAGAAACACCUCUCUACCCUUCUCUAAGCCUGUAAAGUGAUGUUUGCCCAACUAUCUGGUUGAACGCAACCGGAAGCGCUUGCGUAAUAUCUCAGAAGUUCCCUCUGUCUACAGUAGACCCCAAGUUUCUCCAUUUUUUUGGAGGGGGGGGGGGGGUAGGGUGUGUGUGUGUGUGUGAAUGCUCCAGUAAAGUGAUAAGCUAACUCUCUUUCUCGUCCUGUGAUUGGCUGACAUCGUAACGGACAGAAACCUCACAAAGUGCCAAUGAUAAGAACAUACGGAAAAAGGAAAGCUAUACUGACCUGAUCAAAUUGCACUACAUUGCACUGCGCAAAGACACCAUCUUUUUUUCUACAUAGAUAUUUUCUACACUCGCAAUUUAAAAAAAAAAACAAAUAAAAAAAAUUAAAAAAAAGCAAUUGUUCCGGUUUCCAAUAUUAGAGUUCGAGGGCCGUCUCCCCAUGACAAAAAUGACACGUCAGGGAUUUGAGAUUUAAAAACCUCCGACCAUCAUCAUCAUCAGCUAAAAUGAUCUGGCCUGGCUUUUUCUUUUGUACUCAACAAAGUGGUGUGGCCGUGUUAGUAGCGUGCCCUACUGGGAAGUCCCGUUCGCGAGUAACGUUCUGCAUCAUUGUCUCAAUUCUUUACAAUCCUCUGACCUUAAUCUCCACCCGCGAUCGCGCUUCCCCGCUCAGUUCCGAGUAUGCGCCGACUGUGCGUCGCGUGUACGCUCACGGCACUUGUCACCAUGUCCGCUUUGGGAUUUUUCUAGAUGGAACAGCGACCUCGGAGGUGACUUCCCAUGUUCCAAAGCAAGCACUUUUGCAUCUCCUGUGUAGACCAGGGGUGUCCAAACUUGCCACUUUGACAUUCAGCUUUAAUUGUUUUUUUUUAAAGAUGAAAAAACUAAAUCAUCAGUCCGAUUCGGCUCUGUCGUGAAUAGCGAAAAUCCGUGACUAAUUGACAUACACCAAAAAGCUUUGUAGUCGCCUAUCGUUGUGGCAAAGCACCCCCCCCCCCCAAUUAGACAAAGCUAUGGUUUGACUAAAUGAAGCUCCUCCUCUCAGUUCAACAUAGGUGCUUGGCACCAAGAUGCAACCUGAUGGCACCAAAGCGCCAUUUUCAUUCCCCAUUCUAUCCUACAAAAAAAAAAAUUAAAUGUUUUUUUGUAAUAUGUUUUAUUCAGAAAAAUAGCACUCAAUAAUAUUGUAAUUUAUAAAAACAUAUAUAAAUAAUCAAAUACAAUGUAAAGAAUUAAACACUUGCCAUAUUUGUUUUUGCUUCAAUUCAAUGGAUAGUGUCCUGCUCCUUUUGGUAUGUCAAAACUGAAAUUCAUCCGACAACUAAACAAUUUCAGAAAUUGGGUAACUAGUAUCUCAAGGUGCCACUGUAUUUUGUAAAACGGGUACUUUACAAGUUUCUGUGAAAGGUGGCAAAUCGUUUUGGAUUUUUUUCAGGAUUUUGGUGUGGCCCGUUGGCCCGUAUCCCCGCUAGAAUAGAUUCGCGCCUGCAUUGAGCAGCAGCCGAAUCCCACCUCCACGUUCAGAAGCAAAAACGAGCGAUCUGGAGUUAGCCGACAAUCUUUCAUGCGGCGUUUUACUUCAUUUUUAUUUCGCUGAUAUGUUAAAAAAUCAGCACUGCAAACACUCAAAAUCUUCCCGAGAAUAUUAUUUCUUGUCAAAAGUUGUAAAGCUAAUCUGAGUACACAAAAAAUAAAGUACAUUGUUUUUGGACACUUUUCACUUGUUUCACGCUAAGUUUUACUUGAAAUCAGUAGAAUUCUUUUUUUUUUUAUUACUCGUACUUAUUUCAAGUAAAAAUUUGCUUAAAAACAAAUGAAAAUAAUCCCAAAACAAGUUACUUAGUUAUAUGAGCGAAUUUUGACAAGAAAUACGAGAAAUAUUCUCAGUAAUAUGUUGAGUUUUUGCAGCGAGAGGACUUUCACAACCGAAUCAUCUUUUUUCGCCGAGUCGUUAUGAAGAGAAACGACGUCACUAUUUGUUGUUGCAAAAAGUUUCUUUACCCUCUUUGCAUAUAUAGAAAAGCUCUUAUGAAACCAAUUAAUUAUUGCUAGUAGUGAUAGUUGUCACACGCGUGGAAAAAUCAUGGUGGUUGUGACAACCACCAUGCUUUUUCCACACCCACACUUUUCACCCUUUUAAAAAAAUUUUUUUUUUUUUAAUAUAUAUAUAUAUAUAGUGUUCUGGACUGUGUCAAAUUAUGUUUCGUACAUGCCGCGGACUGCAAAAAAAUGUGGACACCCCUGAUUUACGCUGUGAUUGCACUUCCCGCUCGCCCCCACGUACCCAGCUGAGCUGUGCAUUGUGUGUGUGUGUGUGUGUGUUGCACGCACCCAUCGCCCUUAUCACCACCACGUCCACUUCGGGACUUUUGAUGCAUCGGCAACACCAGAGGUGACUUUUUUUUUUUU